This is a messenger RNA of Meriones unguiculatus (Mongolian gerbil), 4388 nucleotides long. It is a transcript of the gene Gosr1, whose product is annotated as golgi SNAP receptor complex member 1. Gene Ontology annotation, biological process: vesicle fusion; endoplasmic reticulum to Golgi vesicle-mediated transport. The record is from RefSeq and is a predicted model, not a curated record. Gene Ontology annotation, molecular function: SNAP receptor activity. Gene Ontology annotation, cellular component: Golgi membrane; cis-Golgi network; SNARE complex. Lineage: Eukaryota; Metazoa; Chordata; Mammalia; Rodentia; Muridae. The transcript has 9 exons. Bases 182 to 934 code for a protein of 250 amino acids.
CUGGCUGGAACUGGAAGUGAUGCGCCUGCCCCUGCCUCCCCGAGUGCUGGGAUCAUAAUCAUGCGCCUGGUGGUCGUCAAGCCGUCUUUGAAAGAAAAGUGAGGGGUUGUUUCUCCCCCCUACCACUCCCCUCACUGCUCCCAUCUGAAGGUUACAGACUUGGCUACUUUACUUUCUUGGGAUGUCUUCGGUUUCUGGGGAACUAGAUCAGAAUCUCAGGAAACAAGCUCGGCAGCUGGAAAAUGAACUUGACCUGAAACUAGUUUCCUUCAGUAAACUGUGUACGAGUUACAGUCACAGCAGCGCCCGGGACGGAGGACGGGAUAGGUAUAGUUCUGACACAACACCCCUAUUGAAUGGAUCAAAUCAAGACAGAAUGUUUGAGACAAUGGCAAUCGAAAUUGAACAGCUUUUGGCAAGGCUCACAGGGGUAAAUGAUAAAAUGGCAGAGUACAGCAGCAGCGCGGGGGUCCCCUCGCUGAACGCAGCACUGAUGCACACGCUGCAGCGGCACAGGGACAUUCUGCAGGAUUAUACACAUGAAUUCCAUAAAACCAAAGCAAACUUUAUGGCAAUACGGGAAAGGGAGAAUCUCAUGGGAUCAGUACGAAAAGAUAUUGAGUCAUAUAAAAGUGGGUCUGGAGUAAACAACAGGAGAACUGAACUGUUUUUGAAAGAACAUGACCACCUUCGAAACUCUGAUCGUCUGAUAGAAGAAACAAUAAGCAUUGCUAUGGCAACAAAAGAAAAUAUGACUUCACAGAGAGGAAUGCUCAAGUCAAUUCACAGCAAAAUGAACACUUUGGCCAACCGCUUUCCUGCUGUGAACAGCCUGAUACAAAGGAUCAACCUUAGGAAACGACGAGACUCGCUCAUCCUUGGAGGUGUCAUUGGCAUCUGUACCAUCCUGUUGCUGCUGUAUGCGUUCCACUGAGAGGAUGCUCCCAGGACUUUGCCCGCCACCUUCAAGCCCUGACCUGGAGUGGGGAAUGUAGGGAGGAAAGCCUGUCCUGGCCGUGAGCCUGCCAGCCAGAUGAAUUCUCAACUGCACCCAUGGCUCUGACCUGGUCGGACUGAGCUGAAGCCACAGUUUUUCUCUGCUGUCUUUUCUAAUACACAUUACUCUGUUUUUAAUUUUGAAAACAACAACAACAAAAGGUUUCAGUUGCUUGUUUCUCCCUAGGAGGUAAGCAAGCAGAAGCCAAACCUGGGCUUCGGUGACUGGGGAAGCCUGAUGACCAGCAGGCCUCAAAGCUGGACUCCUCACAGCACCAGGCUCUCCACAUCCAAAGAUGGCAUCGCUUUCAGCCACAAGAUUGGAUGUAAAUAAAAAUAAUUCUUGUCCUUUUAUUUAACAUUUGUGAUGAGAAAUCAGCUGUGACUUGGAUUCUAUUCUGUGUCCCUAACUCUUGGCAGUCAAGAAAAGUUCCAUUUCCCACCGAAUCUGUAAGAGUUGAUAGGCCAGCUUCAUGUUGAGGUCUGAAAUGGAAAGCACUGAGAAAGCGUGUCUUCUCUCUCCAGUCGUGAGUGUGGGUCAGCUGUACGACUGAAUACAUCAGAAUGGCAGGCCUUGUAAAAGGAGCUGGUCGUUGCUUUAUUAUUUCUUCCAUUGGGUUAAUAUUUGCUUCUACAUGAUAAAACUGCAUUUCAGUGACAAACAGCCAGUGUCUGUCAUUGCCCCUAGUGGUCCCUCAUCAUGUGAAGAUUAAUCCCAGGACCUGAGGGAGGGACUGAGCUUCUCAGUGAGGUCUACUCUUGUGAGAAGGUGUUGAGGGGCGGCUCUCUGGGUCAUUCUGUUUGCCUGUGUUCUGCAGCCUGAGCAAAGGCUUAAGAACUGUAGCCUGAUGGCACUGGAACUCUGCCCUGUGCACAUGUAUUCAUUCCUCCUCUGUUAGGCCCCGCCCUACUCGCAGGCCAUGCCACGGUGUCACCAUUGAGGUGUAUUGUGACUCCUGCCCACACCUGACUGGACAGAGACAAAGUUGUAAUACUUUUCAGGUUAGCUGUAUCUCAGCAUCGGUAAAUUGGUAACGUCUUACUGCAGCAGCAGAUAGUUUAAAGACCUCCAGUAUCUGCUUACGGAGAGAAGGCUCUGGCCCCACCGGGAUGUCCUCAGGCACACUGUGCGCGGCGGUGAGAUAUUGGAAUGUAGCCCCACACCGUGGUGUGAGGGUGCUGCCACUCGUGGGCAGGCUGACCGAGACGCCGCUCUGCUAUCGAAGUGUUGGUACAUUCUAGGUAUGAAAGGCAUUUGAUAUAUUUUUCUUAAUUAUGGGGUUUAUUUUUCUAAAUAUGGGUUAAUCAGCUUCUUGACUGGGCAUGUCCUUAAAAGGAAAUUAAAUUCCCCUCUGUGGACCUUAAGAAUCAGGGAAUUUGAUUUGUUAAAGUCUCUUUAGGAGAACAGAACUUCUCUUCCCUGACACUUUAUUAUCUUUGAUUUUUUUCAAAGGGCCUUGAUUGGCGGUUGUGCCUCAGCUAGACUUUAUGGGACUUUGGUUGUUCUAUAGUGGGCUUAUAUAAAAAUCUGAAGUAUCGUAAAUAAAGUUAUUUAUUUAAAUAUACUGCCAGUCUUUUGUACUGGUUUGCUUACUUGUUUCAGUCACUAAAGCUGAUGAAUGAUCCUAAGCUAGGACAUGGCCUGGCUCAUUGCCCUAGGCCACAGCACAGCAGCUGAAGGCAGGUGGACGGCGCCAGGAGGCAGUGCUCAGAUGAACACAUAGAAUUAUGUUGCUUGUAGGUGCUGGGGACAGGAGUCUGACUAACCUCCCAGUGUGGUGCCCAGAGGGGGGCUGCCCCUCCCCUUCCGGUUCCGCCCUGCCGGGACACUGUGAUUGCCAACUGGGACUUCAGUGUUAAGACAGUCAACUUUUUUCACGUUUAUUUCUCUUACUUUGGGCUAUCCUCACAUACCCAGUUUUCAGGCUUAGGAGGUGGCUGUUAAGAAUUUCUGGUCAGAGCCUGAGGUAAGAGGGUUUUUUGAUUUGCGAUUCCCAAUGAAAUAUUUCUUAGGAAAGAUUUGUUUCCUUAGCCAUUGUUUUUUAUAGACUACUUUUGAAAACUAGUUUUAGUAACCAUUCAGAACUUCCCAUUUCGCUAAAAAAAAAUAUGAAAAAUGGAAACAGAAGAAAAUUCUAGGUUAAUGUCUUAGAAUUUAAGUGUUUGUCUUGAGAGCAUCUCAAGUUUAGCCCUGGCUGGCCUUGAACUCCUGCCUCAGCCCCCUAAGAACUUUGGACUGCUGCUACCUGACACAUACCACCAAGCCUGGCUCCAGACAGCAGAUUUCUCCAGUUUGUCUUUGGUACACCAGUGACUUAGUGAGGAUGUGCAGUACAUUGUUGCUGGGGUCAGGCGUGGUGAUCACCGGCCUGGCCAUGUGGUCUGUGCUCUGCCGCCCACACUCCUCACCUGUUGUUUUUCCUUCUCCUUGAUACCAACAUUUACUUUGAUUGAGAAUGUGUGUUGUUUUUUUUUUUUCUUUUUCCUGGUCCUCAGAUUAGAUGUGUGUAUUCAGAUCACCAUGGGGACAGGUGAGGAAGACCCGAGCGCUUCCAUGUUGGCUGUGGGCAUGUGAAUGGAAAGCAUACUCGCUGGUCUGACACAGUGACCUUGGGCCCUGUAGAGUUGAGGUACCUUGACCUUUACUCCCACCAUCAUUGCUCUCUCGCAUUGCUGAUUAUCUCAGCCUGAGGGAGUGGCUUCUAAGAACAGGCCCAAUCUAAUACUUUAACUUCUGUCAUUGUCUAGAUAAGAUUUUUGGAAAUGCAUUGAAUAUUUGACUUGUAAUGUUAGGUUGUUGAGAUAAAUGACUGUGCCCAAGUCAUUGGUAGCAAAUGUGACAGAGCAAACGCACCUUCUCUAGUGACUGAAUGGACGCUAUUCUCCUUUUACAGUAGGAGUCAUUAUUUGGCCUAGUCUCCAAAAAGAUGUAAAUUUUCCCACUGUGGUCUCAAACUUGUCCAUUCUUGGGUGUGCCCGAAUGCCCCUUUCUCGGGGUGAUCUGCAACAAGCCAGGUCUGAGCAUGCUAAUCCGGGGGAGACUCUGGGACAGCUGAGCCGUGUCUUAAGGGAUCUUUUUAAAAAAAAAAUGUGACCUAAAAUCAUCGUACCAAAAUAUUUGUACCAUCUUCUAGUAGCUUUCAGAGACGGAGAGAAUCAGUUCUAAUCACAUUUAUCCGGAUGGAAGGUGAUUCCUCAUGAAAAAUGCCAAUACAGCUUUUUUUUUUAAUCUCUUCUUUUCCAAAUGCACUUUCUAAUUUUUUGCUUUUAAAAUAGCUUCUUGGAACCAAUAUUAUUGUAUUUGUACUUAAUUUUUGUUCUCAUCUAAAUGUGCAUUUUCUGACUGUAUAGAAGAAACUUUGUUAUAUAAUUUAAUAAAUUAAAUAUCUAAA